AUGCUAUUCCUCAUGAAGCUGCUGGCCUCCUUCACUACCUUGAGCUUGGCUGCCACAGCUGCUGCCGUCCCUAUAUUUUCAUCCCGCGGUGCAGCGUCGAGAACGGCAGGAGCGGCCUACUUCAUCACGAACGAAGACAAGAAUUUCGUUGUGGUAAAUAGGAUCUCUCCUGACGGUUCCGUGAAAUUAGCCGGGGCGAUUUCGACCAGAGGACGUGGCGCCGCUGGAGCGAUGGAAGCGCCGGGACCAGACCCGCUGUUUACACAAGAUGCUGUCAAAGUUGGCGGCAGCAACCUCUUCACGAUCAACGCGGGAUCCAACACCGUCGUCAUGUUCAGCAUUGAUGCCGCCGAUCCCGCUCGUUUGAAGAUGGUUGGCAAUCCAGUGAGUUCUGGCGGCGAGUUCCCCGUAUCCGUCGCGUUCUCGGCUGCAAGAAAUAUGGUCUGCGUUGUGAACGGCGGAGCUGUGACCAACGUCAACUGCUAUAAGCCCGAUGCCGAGCUUGGACUCGUCGCUAUUCAAGGCACGAAUCGCCCACUCACCCUACCCGUGCCUCAAACGACGCCUCCGACUGGUCCAGCAGGGACCAUCUCGGACAUCAUCUUCAGCGAAGAUUCAAGCAAACUCCUCGUCUCAGUCAAGGGAGUUCCACCGACCCCUGGGUUCCUUGCAAGCUGGGACGUCGCCGAGAAUGGGACGCUCUCGGAGGAGUUCUUGUCUAGCCCACCCGCGGAAGGCGGACUUCUGCCAUUCUCGUUGACGCUGGUCAAUGGAAAGAAUGCGCUACUCGCGACUGAUGCAGGGGUUGGGUUCGAAACUUUCGACCUAAAUACCUUGAAUGGAGCGUCCUCCUCCCCGGCUAAGAGCCAGGUGGUUCCGAUUGAGGGUCAGGGCGCGACGUGCUGGUCCAAUUUCUCCAACAAGACUGGGACGUACUUUUUGACUGACAUCAUCACGAGCAUCGUCACUGAGGUAGACGUCCUCGACGAUCUGUCCGGUAAGAUCGUCAAGCAGUAUCCCCUCGCCCCGGGGUCCGCCACGAUCGACAACGCCAUCGCUGCGCUUCCAACAAAUGACUUCCUCUAUGUACUCUCCCCGAAUGCCACUGCCAUUGAUGUCAUGGCUUUGAACGGUCCAGGUCAAGCGACCUCCGUCGGUCGCUUUGACUUCGGCGCAGUGGCGGCAAAGCUUAAUUUGCCUGUCAGUCCUACCAGACUGCAGGGCAUGGCUGUAUUCGUGAAGUCAGUGUAG
This is a messenger RNA of Cyclocybe aegerita, 1251 nucleotides long. The record is from the annotation of a GenBank genome assembly. Lineage: Eukaryota; Fungi; Basidiomycota; Agaricomycetes; Agaricales; Hemipholiotaceae.